UAAUACACGGUUUUUUGUUUUUUCGCGACCGUCUCGUCGUCGUAAAUUCAAUCAAGUUCACUCCGAGCACAAAGCGAGUCGAGGUUAACAAUGCAAAAUACAGAGAUUCAGACAACACCUCACGUAUUGAAUUUGAAGCUUUCUUCUUCUCCCACUUGUUUUACCCAAAAUUAGGGUUUCUCUUUUACCAAUACUUGUUCUUGCUUUGCUGCUUCACUUCCUUUCUUUAGGGACUAGGGUUUAUACUCUUGCAUCACAUUUUCUUUUUUUGGGGGCUGUCGAUUGAGUUUCGUGAGUUCAAGUCCGUUUUGGAGAAUCUUGGUUCGGUAAAAUCCUGGGAAUCAUGUCAAUUUCGCAAGAUCUAUAUCCGAGCGAAGAGGAUUACCUCUACGAAGAAGAGGUUCUCCGCAAUCCCAACAGUAUGAAGCUGUGGUGGCGAUACUUAAUUGCCCGCAGCGGGGCUCCGUUCAAGAAAAGGGCAAUUAUUUACGAGCGUGCGCUCAAAGCUUUGCCAGGGAGCUACAAGCUGUGGCACGCCUAUCUGCGGGAGCGUUUGGAGAUUGUAAGGAAUUUUCCUGUUAGUCAUCCUCAGUUUCAGACGCUGAACAACACAUUCGAACGAGCCCUCGCCUAUAUGCAUAAGAUGCCUCGGAUAUGGACAAUGUAUCUGCAGUCCUUGACUCAGCAGCAGUUGAUUACUAAGACAAGGCGCACCUUCGACAGGGCAUUGUGCGCCCUGCCGGUCACUCAGCAUGACCGCAUCUGGGAGCAUUACUUGGUAUUCGUGUCUCAGAAGGGUGUUCCUAUCGAGACAUCGUUGAGAGUGUACAGGAGGUAUUUGAAGUAUGACCCAAGUCACAUUGAGGAAUUUAUUGAGUUUUUGAUUAAUUCAGAGUUGUGGCAGGAGGGAGCGGAGAGACUAGCAGGGGUAUUGAAUGAUGAUCAGUUCUUCUCCAUAAAGGGCAAGACAAAGCACAGGUUGUGGUUGGAAUUGUGUGAUCUGCUGACCCAACACGCCAGUGAGAUUUCUGGAUUGAAUGUGGAUGCUAUAAUAAGAGGAGGAAUUAGGAAGUUCACGGAUGAGGUUGGGAGACUAUGGACCUCACUGGCUGACUACUACAUAAGGAGAGGUUUGUUGGAGAAGGCAAGGGAUAUUUUUGAGGAAGGGAUGACAACAGUGAUUACAGUGAGAGAUUUCAGUGUUAUAUUUGAUGCAUAUUCACAGUUCGAGGAGAGUAUGCUAUCCAUUAAAAUGGAAUCAUUAGAGGAUAGUGAGGAUGAAGAUGAUGAGGAGAAUGGGGUGGUGGAAGAGGAGGAAGAAGAAGAAGUAGAUGAUCGGUUGGAUAUUGAGAAGUUAAGGAAGAGAAUUGACAAAUUCUGGUUGAAGGACGACAAGGAUGUGGAUCUGAGGCUGGCAAGAUUGGAGUAUCUGAUGGAUAGGAGACCAGAAUUAGCUAAUAGUGUGCUUUUGAGGCAGAAUCCUCACAACGUAGAUCAAUGGCAUAGGAGAGUUAAGCUUUUUGAAGGGAAUCCAACAAGGCAAAUUUUGACGUACACUGAGGCUGUGAGGACUGUGGACCCUAUGAAAGCUGUUGGGAAACCACAUACUUUGUGGGUGGCAUUUGCUAAACUAUACGAGAGCCAUAAAGAUGUUGCGAAUGCCCGUGUAAUCCUUGAUAAAGCUGUUCAGGUUAAUUAUAAGGCUGUUGAUCAUCUAGCUAGUAUUUGGUGUGAAUGGGCAGAGAUGGAGCUCAGGCACAAAAAUUUUAAAGGUGCCCUGGAACUGAUGCGGAGAGCCACUGCAGAGCCUUCAGUUGAGGUUAAAAGGAGAGUGGCUGCUGAUGGCAAUGAACCAGUGCAGAUGAAGCUUCAUAAAUCCCUUAGGCUCUGGACAUUUUAUGUUGAUUUGGAGGAAAGCCUGGGUAGUUUGGAGUCGACUCGUGCAGUUUAUGAAAGAAUACUGGACUUGAGAAUAGCCACCCCCCAAAUUAUAAUAAAUUAUGCAAUGCUUUUGGAAGAUAACAAGUACUUUGAAGAUGCAUUUAAGGUUUAUGAGAGGGGUGUGAAGAUUUUUAAAUAUCCUCAUGUCAAAGAUAUCUGGGUCACUUAUCUUUCUAAGUUUGUUAAGAGAUAUGGCAAAUCUAAACUGGAACGUGCUCGAGAGUUAUUUGAGCAUGCUGUUGAAAUGGCUCCUGCAGAAGCUGUGAAACCCCUUUAUCUUCAAUAUGCAAAACUCGAGGAAGACUUUGGUCUUGCUAAAAGAGCAAUGCGGGUAUACAGUCAGGCAACCAAGGCUGUCCCCGCCCAGGAGAAAUUAGGAAUGUAUGAAAUAUACAUUGCUCGGGCUGCUGAAAUAUUUGGUGUACCCAAAACCAGAGAGAUUUAUGAACAAGCUAUAGAGUCAGGUCUGCCAGACAAAGAUGUGAAACUUAUGUGUAUAAAGUAUGCUGAACUUGAGAAGAGCCUUGGUGAAAUUGAUCGCAGUCGGGCACUUUAUAAGCAUGCGUCGCAGUUUGCUGAUCCAAGAUCUGAUCCUGACUUCUGGAACAAGUGGCAUGAAUUUGAGGUGCAACAUGGAAAUGAAGAUACUUUUAGAGAGAUGCUCCGAGUUAAACGGAGUGUUUCUGCAAGUUACAGCCAGACCCACUUUAUUCUCCCAGAGUAUUUGAUGCAAAAGGAUCAGUUGCAGACCCUUGAGGAAGCUAAGGAUGUCCUAAAGAAAGCUGGUGUGGAAGAGGAUGAAAUGGCUGCCCUCGAAAAGCAAUUACUUCCUAACCAAGACAAUCCUACAUCAAAAGAUGCUGAUAGGCGUUUGGGAUUUGUGAGUGCGGGCUUGCAGGAUGGAGGAGAAGUCAAGAGAAAUAAGGAGGAUAUUGAGCUUCCCGAAGACAGUGACUCUGAAGAUGAGGGCAAUGUUCAGAUAGCACAAAAAGAUGUUCCAACAGCCGUGUUUGGAGGUCUGACACGAAAAAGAGAAGAAGAGGUGGAUAAAGAUUCAGAAGCUGGUGGUGAGCCAACUGGUUCAGAAAGCAAAGAGAGUGAUGGGCAAUUGGGUGCAUUGGAGCGUAUCAAGCGAAUGCGACGAGGUGCAUAAAGUAUUAAAGUCUCCAGCCUUAAUCCUUCGUACUCGUUAGAAUUUACCAUAUUUGUGGUCAGAUCAUUACCAUUUCUUGAGGUUACCAUGGGGCUGUUACCGCUCAUUCAAGGUUAGUGCUUUCGUUUUUCGGUUGUUGCAUAGUUCCCGAUUGAUUGUCUUUCAGGGAUGCUCUCCAGAAUCAGGAAAUAUUAAGUGAAAUUUUGUAAGCCCUUUCUUGAUUCUUUUUGUCCCUAUGUUUAUGGAUUUUAAUGUACUUGUGUAAUGUUUAGCCUUUUAACAA
Messenger RNA from Andrographis paniculata, 3377 nucleotides. RefSeq lists its product as uncharacterized. Lineage: Eukaryota; Viridiplantae; Streptophyta; Magnoliopsida; Lamiales; Acanthaceae. Bases 344 to 3094 code for a protein of 916 amino acids. Gene Ontology annotation, molecular function: protein binding. The record is from RefSeq and is a predicted model, not a curated record. Gene Ontology annotation, biological process: mRNA splicing, via spliceosome; generation of catalytic spliceosome for first transesterification step. Gene Ontology annotation, cellular component: post-mRNA release spliceosomal complex; Prp19 complex; U2-type catalytic step 2 spliceosome. The transcript is spliced from 5 exons.